Molecule: messenger RNA, 2240 nt
Organism: Ciona intestinalis (vase tunicate)
Lineage: Eukaryota; Metazoa; Chordata; Ascidiacea; Phlebobranchia; Cionidae
Source: RefSeq, a predicted model, not a curated record
AUCUAUAUAAUUUUAAUGUAUUUUCAGGUGUAGGUAAUAGAACAUUAAAAUAUGGCAUAUAACCGUCCAUAUAUAGAACAUAAUGUAAACCCAAUGUUCCAACACCGGGGUAAUCAGCCUGUACCUCCCAACAUGAUGCCAGGCAACUUUUUUGGCCAACCAAGACAAAUAAGCAAUAAUCAACCUGAUUUACCAAUAAGACAAAACUUCUUCAGUGGCCAGAAUCCCUAUCCCAUAGUUAGACAAACCAUGCCACCCCAUCAGAUGCAUGGACCUGCUAACUCAAUGGUAAACAGAAUGCCUUUUAUGGCUGAGGAACCAAUAAUGGGACAAAACAUGCAAUGUUUUGGAGGACCAAUGCAAAAUCAACAAACACCUUCGCAUUUUAGAAUGAGGGGUAUGCACACCAACCGGAACAGGUUUAUGAACAGACCUCAACCACCACCAAACCAAAACCAUGAUAUGAAUGUAUUUAACAAUGUUCGAAUGACACAUCAAAUGAUGGGUGACAAGUUCCCUGUCCAGAGCUUCACACACCAGUCAUGGAAUUGCCCCAUGAACACCCAAACUUUUCAGAGUGGUGUAAAAAGACCUGAAGUAGCUUCGCAAACAGGACGAUUUUGCAAAAAUUUCCAGAAUUCGUCAACUCAGUCCAGUGAUGCGCUGGUUGUGGAAGGUUUUUUAAAAAAGAUUGAGAAACACACGAAUAAUUUAAGCAAAGUUAGUGCAAAAGAAGAUAUAACAUCAAAGCCACAAGACAUAAAGAUAUGUGAAGCUCAGCGUUUACGACGAAAAGCUGAUGAAUUGCUUGAAAAACUUGAAUCAAUUAACGAAAGUGGGAAAUUAUUCAAUGCAGAAUCUGCUGCUAUAUACAAAAAGGAGCUGGAUACAAUUUUAACAACUCUUUCCAAUGAGGCCGUGAUUAAGGGAUUAAAAAAGAAAAUCGAACAACGUAGAAAACGUAGGUUAAGAAUUAAGAAAAAGAAACACUCAGUUUAUCUCGUUGAGAAAGAAAGGAGAGAACGAAUUGAGGAGAAACAUUCCCAAAUUGAAGAUUGGUUAAAAUCGGAAAAAGUAAAACAUGAAACGCAGUUACGAGAUAAUGAGAUGCAGCGACAAUUGGAUGAAGCUUUGACUGAAGUUCGAAAGGAGGAAUCUACUUUAAACAAAUCUGUUGAUCUUAUAAAUGCUCUCGAUAAGCUAAGAAAGGCUAGACUUCAAACACUUAAGUCAUCAGGUAGAGAAGUUCCAUCUGAUGUUAUGACGAACAACUUCCAUGAUUUGGUGGAAAUUACAAAGAAAAAACUUCAAAGUCAAAUUUUGAAUGUCGAGAAAAAAUCCAACGCUCUGAAAAUGUUCGUGGAGACAGAACAGAAAGAAGUCCGAAGUCUUCUGAUGAAGCAGAAGAAGAUAAAGGAAGAGAAACGAAGAAAAAAUUGGGAAGAUGAGAGAAAACAAAAUCUGUUUGGAAAGUUUGAAUUAGAGUUGGACGCUUUUGACCCAAUGUGGCCGGUACAUCAGUUACAUCAACAAUCUCAAGUUGAUGUUAACACGCUCGUGGAAUACAGACGACAAUGGGAUCAGUUUAUAAAUAACGAGGGAAGUGAAAUCCCAAUAAAUUGGGUUGAACCCGUUCAAUCUCCGAGUGAACAAUGGAAGAAAUAUUCCGUCGAAUGUAACUCGGUCGAUCAAAAGUUGCCGCAAUAACUGUUGUGUGUUUGCAAAUGCAGACAUAUCCUUUUGUAUCCUCUUAUUUGUGAAUUAAAAAACCUAAAAAAAUAUUCACCCACAAAGUAACAUAUUUGGUAACUCGUAAGCUGGCAUGAGGUGUAUGAAACAGAACACCUGUGUUAUAACGACUGAUGUUUUUUGGGCACCCGAGAUAAAGUAAGUUGCAUUCAUCUACAUAUUUUAUGAUAAGUUUUAUUGUGGAGUUAGUAGAAAGAAAUUGAAAUGCAUGAGAAAUACUAAUACUAGUGUUUGAUUCGGAUUCUUGUUUAUUAAAAAACGGUAUGCCAAAUGUAUUAGGUGAAUUUACACUGUUUGCAGAUGUUUUGCGAAAUUCCUUUCAGAUUUUUUGAGAAAAUUUUGUUUUAAAUUUUUUGAGAACAUUUCAUUUGAGAUUUUGUGGAAAAUUUGUUUUAGAUUUUUGAAGAAAAUUCAUUUUCAUUCUUCAUUAUGUGUUAUCUAAUUCCAGGCUUUUUUGUUACAUGCUUAUUAAAAGCAAUUGCACUGUGUUA